UAGCACUGAACAAAAGAUGCGUUGCGGCCCGGCGUGCGUUUAAAAUGGACGCGUAGUUUAUGUUUAUUCUGUUUAGUCUAUUUUCUGAAUUUUUAAAAUAAAUACCUAGAUAUCGAGUGUAAAGUGUCAACUGUCAGCCUUAGCUUAACCUGUCAACCUAUAUUAUUUAUUUGUAACCCGCUUUGAAUUUGCGAUAUAUAAAUACAGAGCUAACAACAAAUUUAUCAAUUAAGUUAAAUAGGUGGACUGUGCCAUUACACGGUUAAUAUUUCAGGUGACUAGUGUAAUCUUAACUUUUACCGGAAACAAUAGGGAAAAUAAAUCAAAAUGAAAAUCGCAGUGGAGGGCUGUGCCCACGGGGAAUUAGAAACAAUUUACGAAUGCAUAGAAGCAUUACAAACGAGACAAGGUAUUAAUAUUGAUUUGUUAAUUUGCUGCGGUGACUUUCAAGCAGUGCGUAAUGUAGAUGAUUUGAAGUCUAUGGCAGUGCCUCCGAAGUAUCAACGCAUGUGUACCUUUUACAAGUAUUACAGUGGUGAGAAAAGGGCCCCUAUACUAACUUUAUUCAUUGGUGGUAACCAUGAAGCUUCAAAUUAUUUACAAGAGCUACCCUAUGGAGGCUGGGUAGCCCCAAACAUUUAUUAUUUAGGAAGAGCUGGAAUUGUUAAUUUUGGUGGUUUAAGAAUUGGAGGUUUAUCAGGAAUAUUCAAAGGGCGAGAUUAUUUACAAGGCCUUUGGGAAUGUCCACCUUAUUCACAGGAAUCUAUGAGAUCGGUAUAUCAUGUAAGGUCGCUAGAUGUAUUCCGAUUAAGUCAAGUUAAAGGGAAAGUGCAUGUUAUGCUCUCUCAUGACUGGCCUCGCGGAAUUACAAAUCAUGGUGAUGUGGAAAGUUUAUUGAAAAGAAAACCAUUUUUUAGGGAAGAUAUUGAAUCUAAUCAGCUAGGCAGUGUGCCAGCUGCAACUUUAUUGCAUCAAUUGAAGCCAGACUACUGGUUUGCAGCACAUUUGCAUUGCCAGUUUGCAGCAAUUGUACAACAUGACAAUGGAGCGGAUACAAAAUUCUUGGCUUUAGACAAAUGUUUGCCCAAAAGGAAGCACCUGCAAAUCCUAGACAUUCCAGCAAUGUAUGAUGGGGACAAGUGUUUAAAAUACGAUCCAGAGUGGCUUAUGAUAUUGAAAAAGACUAAUCAUUUGCUGACUGUAAAGAAUAUGAAUUGCCAUAUGCCAGGUCCUGGAGGAAAUGAAGAAUAUAUUUUUACACCAACAAAAGAAGAGAAGGAAUCUGUUAUUAAAAUAAUGGAAAAUAUGACCAUACAUGAAUCAGCAUUCGAAAAAACUGCACCGGUGUAUAACCCUAAUAUUAAAAAGGGGAAACAGUCAGAACCUAUUAUGAAUCCACAAACAAUUAAGUUAUGUGACACUUUAGGUAUUGAUGAUCCAGUCCAGGUAGUCAUGGCUCGUACAGGACGAAUUAUGAAGGAACCAUGUGGUAAUGAUUUAAGAAAAGACACUAAAGAGACUGAAGUGCCGGAAGAGCCCAGUGCACCUAAUCCAAUUCCAGUACCCAUUACACCUAUUAAAACUACAAAAUUAUCAUUGCCUGCUCCUAUAACGCCAAGUGAAAAUGAAAUGGAAACAAAUCCAGUAAAGGAGUUUACAGUGGACAAUUUUUCUACUCCUGACAAUACUCUUAAUUCAUCAGACUGCAUGACUCCUAUGUCAAGUGGAGAAAAAAAAACAUUCAAAAGACGCAAUAUAUCUAUUUACAACUCUCCUGAUGAUGAUCUUGAAAGUGGGAUGUCAAAUUCAUUUAAUGUUUCUGGAAGUCCAUGUAAAUUGCCCCAUAGGGAUAAUGUGUAGUUAAUUGUAAGUGUAUAAGUUAAUUCUAUUCUGUACUAAAUUUAGUUUUACAUUAUUGUACAGCAUUCUAGUGUAAAACAUAUGAUUUACAGACAGAGAAAGAUAAAAUUGUGGCACAUGACUGCGGCUUUAAUAAAAUCUUUAAUAGAUAUUUUAUUUUUUAUAAUAUUAUAUAAGUCAUAGAAAUAAAGUGAAAAAAAUGCAUAAUUUUUAUGAGUAUCUUAUAUUGAGAUGUACUUAUUAGAAAUAUCAUGAAAUGUUUAUAAAUUUAUGAAUAAAUUAUUCAGUCAGGGUUAUAUAAAAUUUAGUGCAAUUUUAUUGAUGAGUUAGUUUUUCAAGAAAAAUAAUGAUAUACAGUUAUUACUUUAAGUUUUUAUUUCUUGGUAUGACUCAGUAAAUGUUCUUUAAGAUUGGGCAUGUUUUUAGGUUCAUAUGAACAUUGAUUACAUUUAAUUGGUGCAGCCAUAAAAUUUUUGUGUAUUUCUGGUGGCAUUUUCUUCACCAAACCAUCUUUUUUUAACUCUUGUAAUACAUCUGAAAUUAAAACAUUUUUUUAAACAUA
Molecule: messenger RNA, 2422 nt
Organism: Manduca sexta (tobacco hornworm)
Lineage: Eukaryota; Metazoa; Arthropoda; Insecta; Lepidoptera; Sphingidae
Gene: ldbr
Product: lariat debranching enzyme
Exons: 5
Coding region: 328-1860 (510 amino acids)
Biological process (GO): mRNA splicing, via spliceosome
Cellular component (GO): nucleus
Molecular function (GO): RNA lariat debranching enzyme activity
Source: RefSeq, a predicted model, not a curated record